AUGAAAAGUUGGUUGGAUAUAAUUGAUGAAAAAGAUAUGUUAGGAUGUAAUGUUGAAAAUAAAAAGGAUUUAUUUAUCACUAGUCCUGCACAUUUUUCAAUUGAGCUCAAUGCUCAUAGUCUGUUAGCAAUUUGUCUUCUAGUACAUCGACAUCAUAUGCCGAACUCUGCUCUAUUGAUAUCGAAUUACAAUUCGCAACCAUGCGAAGCUACUUUUAGACUUACACGAUCAAUGUCAGGAGCUUUCUCAUCAGUACUAAAUUUUACUCCCAAUCAGUUUCUUAAACGAGCUGGGAAACUUUCGAUUUUAACGAAAUUAGAGAAUAAAAGCGAGUCAGAUCAAUCAGACUACUCAUUGAAAUUUCUGAAGCAUCAUAAACGACGAAGAAAAGCUAUUUCAUUGAAUAAUCUGACGUCAUCUAUAGAUAUCAAUCUUCUCACAUAUAAUCAAAUUAAAACAACUAUUCAUCAAGCAUUUGAUGAUACAUAUAAGACUCUUUCUAAAGUUGAUAUUAAUGCUGCUCUGGAAAAUAAAAAAAUAACUACUAUAAAUAAAGUUAGUUUCGUUUAUAAAAAAAAUUUUAAAAAAAAAUAA
Rotaria socialis is the source of this 594-nucleotide messenger RNA. The record is from the annotation of a GenBank genome assembly. NCBI's taxonomy places the organism in Eukaryota, Metazoa, Rotifera, Eurotatoria, Philodinida, Philodinidae.